AUGCAGUACGAUCAGGACCAAGAGGCUUACCCGCCUCAAAGGGGGCACUCCAGGAGUCGUUCUGGAAAAGGAAGCAAUGAUAAGGGGCGCGCCAAACCGCCAUCUCAAAAGGCCAUGUUACAUCGUGCCUUGCAGAAGGCGAAUACAGCGGUCCAGUUGGAUAAUGCACAGAAUUUUAAGGGCGCACGAGAAGCUUAUGCGGAGGCUUGCGACCUCCUGCAGCAGGUACUACAAAAGACAACUGCCGAUGAGGAUAAACGCAAGCUGGAAGCAAUUCGACGAACUUAUACGAGCCGAAUUGAUGAGUUGGAUCAAAUGGCACCCUGGCAAGAAGAGGAGACCAAGGCGCUGCCCGCACGCCCUGAGAGUUUAGCACAGCAUUCCGAGUCCGAGUCUGUAUUACGAUUGGAUGAUGAUGAUGAUGAUGAACCUAAUGAUACCGCUGUCUUUGACACCGCUACAGCUGCCAGAAUUGAUGGUCACAGCCCUCAACCUCGAAUCGUCAAUUCACCGCCACGAGAUGAUAGCCAAGGCUAUAGGAGACGUAGCGCUCAGAACAAGCCAAAACCUAUCGUUACAAGUCUUACACCCGAGCCUGGACUUCUUCAGUCAUCCUUUUCACGAUCACCAGUUCGACUUCGCACUCCUGAGCAUUUCCUCCCACAACGGCCCGCGGAUCCAUACAUGCCAGCUCCGCUAUCCCCCAGACGCCCGCUAUCUCCAGCAAAAGAAGUCGAUGACAUGGACGAGCCCGUGCGAACCGAUUUCUCCAUGAGCCAUGACCAGCAGAACGACCAUGCGCAAGAGCAUAACGUGCCGCAAACGCAUUUCCGGGAAGAUAGCAUGAACUCUUGGUUGGACCCCAUUGACGAAUCAGGAGGCUCGACUGCAUCAUCUGUUCAUUCGCGUACUUCAUCGCUUGGUUUCAGAAGGAAGCACAUUCGGAGUGUUAGUGGAGAAACCGAGGCUGAAUUCGAUACCGCAUUGGACGCAGCUAUUGAGGCUGCCUAUGAUGAUGGGUAUGAACCAAUGAGUCCAAUAGACCAAAGAAGAACGGUGUCCGUAGACGCUGGCGAGGAAGUAAUAGCCAAUGCUAUGCGCAAGGUUGAACUUGCUCGUCAAAAAGUUAGAGAGACUGAGCAAGAACUUUAUGAGAUGGAGAGGGAUAACCGUUCUCAACCGCAAUACCAGUCUUAUGAGUACCAAGGGACACCCAACGACUUUUAUAACGAUAACUCAUCCGACGAAGAAGAGAGGAUUUUGGAUGAGAUUGCGCGAGACUACGGUCUCGAAUCAUAUAGACAUCGCCCACCACCACCUCGAGAGUCUGACUCUAGCGGCGUGACUUCACGUACAUGGCACAGCUCACAAGGAUCGAAUCCUCCAACGGGAGCUACUUCACUCUCUACCGUUACAGAACUACCACCACCCUUGACGCAUCUUACACAUGGCCCAGCUGCCCCUCCACCAACACAGUCUUUACCUGAACUACCUCAACGACCUGGAUCAUCCGCGCAAAGUGUACGAAAUAGACGUCUUUCAGGACAGAACCCGAAACAACUAAAGAUUGAAACCUCCAAGCUCGCUCUUCCUAUGCAGAGCUAUGCCGAUGCCAACCAGGCUAAGUCUGCUCCUCUAAGCAGUCAGAACGUUGACGCCACAGUUGAGCCGGAUACGAAGGCUGCGAGUGCGAAACAUAGACAACCUUCGCCACCGUUGUUCGAAGCCAGCCCGACGGAUAUGACAGGAUCUCGACCUACGCCAUCGCCGUUUGGACAAUUGGGCUCAGAGAAGGGCGAUGACGACAUCACCGGCUCUCCCAAUACAAGAAAAUUGAGAAAGAACUUUUCGUCCUCGAGUCUUCGAAGCAUGAAGAGUCGCAACAUGUCAUUGACACAUCUGGAAGAAGGCUCGGAUUUGUCUCCUGGAACCCCAGGAAGUAAUCCCUUUGGAUCUCUCAAUGCUCCGUCAGUUCCAGCUCUGCCUACACCUCUUGCUACGAGCUUCCGUGAUCGAUCAGAAACAAACGCGGCUGGGCUGUCAUUGUUUGACGAUCACUUCUACUCUCCGACAAGUCCUGGCUCGCCUAAUCCGCUCAUUUCCGAUCCUCCGGCUCCUCUUGAACCCUGCCCUACUGACUUUAUGCUACGGCCUUUCUGGCUGAUGCGAUGUCUUUACCAGACAUUGGCUCAUCCACGGGGCGGCUACAUCAGCAGCAAGCUCUUUGUAUCUAGGGAUGUUUGGAGGGUGAAGGGAGUGAAGCUCAAGAACAUCGAGGACAAGGUGGCCAACUGCGAUUUCCUCACAGCUGCUCUGCUGAAGAUCGCGAGAGUGGAUACCUAUGAUGCAGAUGCAGUCUUGGAAGAGAUGCAAUCCCUGGAGGGCAUUCUCGAACAAGUCCAAACAGCACUGAGUCGCAAACUUGGCAAUGAAGUUGGCGUCCAUGGAUCUGGAGCACUGUUCAAGGACGCGUCCACCGGCGAUGGAGAUGCAGCUACUGGCGUGCCGCGAUCAGCGAGUGUUUCUGGGAAAUCCUCCUUCUCAUGGCGACGUCUUCGUUCGAAGAACUCCGCAGUCGGACUUGGUGGCUCAUACAUGAGCCGUAUUAACACGGAAACGUCUAAGGAAAUACCCAGCAUUGCCAGUCUGCCAAUGACACCUACCCCAACGAAUCGCCCCCCCAAGCGGGAUCUGGCACAGGUCCAAUUUACAGGUCCGAACGCAAUGUACAUGAGCUCAUUGGCACGCUUGUUUGAUGCAGCUCAAGCUAUUGCUAGACAAGUCGAGGAUCCUGGAUUGCGACACGCCGACAAGACGCAAGUUGGCCUGGAGCUAUGUACUCGACAUGCAGCGGAAUUCUUCGGGUUCUACGUGUGUAGAUUUGUCCUGUCGGAUUUGGGGUUGUUGCUAGACAAGUAUCUCAAGCGUGGCAGUGAAUGGGUUCUCACAUGA
Messenger RNA from Fusarium musae, 2952 nucleotides. RefSeq lists its product as uncharacterized. Lineage: Eukaryota; Fungi; Ascomycota; Sordariomycetes; Hypocreales; Nectriaceae. The transcript has 3 exons. The record is from RefSeq and is a predicted model, not a curated record. The coding region runs from base 1 to 2952 and encodes 983 amino acids.